UUAUCAUUUCCAAACAGGAGGAAGCAGCUCCAGGGCCCUCUCCCCUUCAGUUCGAUCUUUAACAGUAACAACCUACAGUCGAUGAAACAGACUUUUCUGGGGGGUUUUUUCAGCCUGUUUUAUGAUCUUCUGUACUUUGUGGAUUCUCUACUCCCAGAAGUCUUGAGGAUUUGAGUUAAAAAGCAAAAUGAGUUCAGCAAACUCACAGCAUGCUGAAACUCAGAGGGAAACUGGAAACGAGACAAACACUGCCCAGAGGGGAGGUGUCAUCAACAAAGCUCAGCUUACUGAUGUUAAUGUGGGAGGGAAUCUAACACACAAUAUCAACAACAUAUAUGUCCAAUCUGCUGCCUGGACAGAUGGAGCUGAUGUUUCUCCUCAAAAUGAAGAAAACAUAAUCCAAAGGUGUCAAGAUGACCUAAAAUCUUACCUUCAAACUAAAACACAGAAUCUGUGUCAAGCAACAAGGGAGGAAAGAUCAUCGACUCCAUUAACGGACACCUAUACAGAGCUUUACAUCACAGAAGGAGGCAGUGGGGAGGUUAAUACUGAACAUGAGGUGGUUGAAUUAGAAUGUAAAAGGUCUACAAGUCAGGAAAAGAAAAUCAACCUCAAUAAGAUUUUUGAAACUUUACCAAAGGAAAAGAUCCGUCCUCAGAGAGUCCUGACAAAGGGAAUCGCUGGUAUUGGAAAAACUGUUGCUGUGCAGAAAUUCACUCAUGACUGGGCAAAAGGACCAGCCAACCAGAACAUCCACUUCAUAUUUCCAUUCACAUUCAGAGACUUGAAUCGAAUAAAAGACAAGAAAUUGAGUCUGGUGGACUUAAUAAGUCACUAUUUUAAAGAAGUGAAGGAUUUGAAAACAUCAGUCUACGAUAAUUCUAGUAUUUUGCUCAUCUUCGACGGCCUGGAUGAAAGCAAAUUUCCUCUGGACUUUGAUAAUAAUCAUAUGUGUCGCAGUGUUACGGAGGCUGCAACAGUAGACACUCUACUGACCAACUUAAUCAAAGGGGAUCUGCUUCACAAAGCCCUGGUCUGGAUCACAAGUAGACCUGCUGCAGCAAGUAAGAUUCCUCCAGAGUUUAUCAACAGAGUGACCGAGGUACGAGGCUUUAAUGAUGAGCAGAAGGAGGAGUACUUUCAAAAGAAGAUUAAUGACGAGGUUGUGGCUCAGAAGAUCCUCAAACAUCUUCAGUCAAAGCUGGUGAGAAGUCUGUACAUCAUGUGCCACAUCCCAUUGUUCUGCUGGAUUUCAGCCACAGUUCUCCAGAGUCUCCUCACAGAUACUCCUGAAACUGAGUUGCCAAAGACUGUGACUGAAAUGUACACACACUUCCUGAUCAUCCAGACAAAGAGGAAACAACAGAAGGAUUAUGAGAAAGGUGAACCAGACAAAGAUCUGAUCAUGAAGUUGGGAAAGCUGGCAUUUGAACAGCUACAGAAGCACAACAUGAUCUUCGAUGAAAAUGACCUGGAAGAUUAUGAAAUUGAUCUGAAACAAGCUGCAGUUCAUUCAGGAGUUUGUACACAGAUCAUAAGAGAAGAAUGUGGUCUUCACAGACAGGAGUGUUACUCUUUCAUACAUUUAAGUGUUCAAGAGUUUCUUGCAGCUCUGUAUGUAUUAGAGACCUUCAUAGAUGGUGGAAAAAAUCUGCUUCCUAGUCCGACAAGAGAGAAAGUGGCAUCAGAGAAAGGAAAGAUCAUCCUCCUUCACAAGAGUGCAGUGGAUAUGGCUUUGAACAGCGAUUAUGGACAAUGGGACUUGUUUCUGCGCUUCCUGCUCGGUCUGUCACAGGAUAAAAAUCUGAGGUUUCUUUCCCAAAAAGACUUGGGAUUUAAAAGAACACGUCUGCAGGGCAACCAAGAGACAAUUGAGUAUAUUCAUGAGAAGAUAAAGAAAUUGUCCAACUAUGACAAGACAAUCAAUCUGUUCCAAUGUUUAAAUGAGUUGGGUGACCAGACUCUGGUAGAGCAAGUCCAAACAUACCAGAGCUCAGGAGAUGUCAGUAAAAUCUCACCUUCACAUUGGUCAGCUCUGGCUUUUGUGCUGCUUGUUUCUGGUGAAAACCUGGAUGUCUUUGACCUGAAGAAGUAUGACAUGUCAGAUGAAGUUCUGGAGAGGCUGGUACCAGUGCUCAAAGCAGCAAAGAAAGCUUGGUUGAGUGAUUGUAACCUCACUGACAGAUGCUGCGGGUGCAUUUCAUCAGUUCUCAGCUUGAAGUCUUCUGGUCUGGAGGAGUUAGACCUGAGCAGAAAUAAACUGCAGGACUCUGGAGUGGAGCUGCUCUCUGAAGGCCUGAAAAGUCCAAACUGCAAACUCCAGAGACUCAGGCUAAUUGGCUGUAACUUGUCAGAGAGAAGCUGUGAAGCUUUGUCCUCAGUUCUCAGCUCCCAGUCCUCGACUCUGAAAGAGCUGGACCUGCGAAACAACAACCUGCAGGAUUCAGGCGUGAAGCUGCUCUCUGCUGCACGGAAGAGUCCACACUGUACACUGGAAACUCUCAGGGUUGACCAGUGUUACCAGUGAUGCAGGGAGAUGCCCUCUGACAUUAACAGGAAGUGCUGUGCCCAAGCUCCAACAUCUGCAUUUCUACAUUGGAGGGGGCUCUUCAGAAACUAAAGUCAGUGCAAUCCAUUACUGUUAUCCAGUAAUGAGGAAAGUUUGGUAGGUAGCUUUUCAACAAUCGCACACAGUGACAGCCCUUCCUAUUUAGUUGCUUUGUGUUUAGCUUUUCCUGGUUCUGCAGAUUCAGACACAUUAAAAAUCAUAUAUUAGUAAUCAUUUUAUUAAAACAUUACAUUUGAUAAGUGAUUUUAAAUUAGUUUUAUUUACACCUAUGUAUAAUAUAAUGUUUACUUAAGAACUCAGGCGCUGAAUGUUUUUGUAUUGUUUUUAUUUACAGUUUUAGUACCACUUUGGUAGCUAGCAUUUCAACAUUUAUGAGCAGAAUUGUUGUUUGUCUGUUUGUUUGUGCACAUUGUUUAACUUUUUCAUCUUUUGUUUUUAAAUAAUAUGCUGGUACAACUUUCUAGUUGUUAAUGAUGACGGGUGAUAAUAACUGACGAGUCUUAAACACCCUGCUUCAUCGCUGAACAUUCACACCUGUCUUGGGAGACUGUCCAGUACUACUCCAGUCUACUGGUAACACAGAAAGUGGAAAUGAGACAGAGUGCAGUGUGUCAGAUAGACAGAGCUGAGGUGUGAGGUGUGAGGGGACGCAAGUUUCAUAGUUGUUCCACUCAAGAAAUCUGUAAUUAUUUUUUUACUGGUAAUUAUAUUUUUGAUACUUUUCUACACAUCUAAAUCAUUGUUUGUUCAGUAGGAGAAUUUUAUACAUUUUUAAUCUACAGUAAAUACACAGGGCAAUUCUUAUUUGUAUAUGUUUACUGUAAUGUUGAGAGAGUAUUGGUAUCUUAGUGCCAUAAGGUUAAUGUAUCUGUGGAGCUUCUCCAUCAUCCAGGUCCACUCUAUCUUUUGUUUGUUUGGGAGCAUUUCUUUGUGGUAAAGUUUCUCUGUCCGUGUGGUGUUUCUAUGUCUCCAUUCCUGAAAGUCUGUAUAUGUGCAGAGCUUUAUCUUUCUGAUUGGUAUUAACCCUAACACCAAGCUGUCUCUAGAUGACAGCAAGCAAUGUACAUUUUUAGAUCUUAGACUUUACAUCUAUGAAGUCCAACAGACAUAAACACCAUACUACACACCAGGAGCCUUCAUCCCAUGUGGCUUGGAGAGAAUGUUCCUUAUGACCAGUUUCAACGAGUGCACAGAAUUUGUGACCAGAAAAAAGAGUUGAGUGGAGUCUGCGCUUUUACUGGCUGAUGAUCCAGCAUCUCCUCCACUUAUGAAUAUUACUUGUAAAUAGAAUGUGUUUUUUAUUUUUUUAAAUUUUGAUAAGACACAGUGUUUGGUGUGAUUGUGCCAUUUUCUCUUUUAAUUAAAAUGUGAAGUUGUGUCUUUUGGAAUAUAAAUACUCCACAUGGCUUUGA
Messenger RNA from Lates calcarifer (barramundi perch), 3981 nucleotides. Its product is annotated as NLR family CARD domain-containing protein 3. The record is from RefSeq and is a predicted model, not a curated record. The transcript has 7 exons. Lineage: Eukaryota; Metazoa; Chordata; Actinopteri; Centropomidae. The coding region runs from base 188 to 2527 and encodes 779 amino acids. Gene Ontology annotation, molecular function: protein binding.